AUGAUUAUGAACGGCGAGACAGAGAAUAUGAUGAAGGACUAUGGGAAGCUCGUGGCAUGGAGCGAAAACCCAGAUGCCUUUGAAUGGACGACGCAACAAAAGCAGUGUAUUCCUGGAGAGGGCCUGCUGAUACUGGAAAUACAAGAGCGACUUUUGACAUUUCUUGUACAAUGCUGCACGCAGCUUCUUCAUGAUAUCCCGGAGCCCACCUUGACCAGUGACUCCUUCCCUGUUUUACCGGAACUGCCCCUUGAACGCGAAGGUGAGAUAAGCGGUUUCGAGUCUUUGGGUGUGAUGGCUGCAGAAGCCCCAUACCGUGCCCCAGCACAACUGGAUCUUGCCCUUGUUGAGUCACUGCUCGCCACCAAGGCGUCGGCUGUAGAGGAUCACGUGUGGUCCUUACGCGAGGAUCCCGAGUAUUUUUUUAGGACACUUCAAGAGGCCAAGGACCAUCGUCAGGAGACUUUGAAAGAUCUCGAUGGCAAUACCCACCCACUCAUGAACCGUGAUCGGGGGAAAUCUGGCAGCCAAGCGAAGAAGUUGGUCUCGUUGCAAAAACAGUAUGCUGACGAGAUCUCGCCUUCAAGAGGUUUGCCGGAGGAGUAUCUACACGCAUUGCUCCGGUUCCGUUAUUACCUCCGCCUUUGGGUCACAGAGCCAUUAUCUAAUCUCAGAUAUGGAGUUUUGGCCUCCCCACCUUUGCGGAAAUACUUCGCUCGCCUGCCACCCGAUGCCCAGUCGACAAAUAUCUCGGUCGUGCUCAAAUGCGGCCACAAGAUGGGAAAGGUGGAGAAAAGGGUGAUUUGGCUACUUCGCACUCUGUCUGAGAAUGGCCCUUGCUUGUCUUCGGUUGGUAUGCCUCUGAUUGUGGACGAGCUAGAGCGACUCCUCCAAUCAGAUCCAAGAGCUCGAGACCUACUCUCUUCAUACGUCACCACGGUGGUUGGUGACAUCUCCAUCAUUUCCCAGUGUUUACACCAGUUGGAGACUUAUUACCCGUGGGCCCGGGGAUUUGCCAUUGAACUUUCUCAGCGCGAGGCAAACUUUGAGCAGGACUGCGUAGAGUGGACCAAGCCAUGGGCACAGGUCGUCGAGAGCCUUCGGCGUCGUACUAAGGAGAGUGUGGCGGCGCUGCGCAACGCUGAAGCCCACCUGGAUGCUUUCUGGGCUGAUAUUGACCGGGUUAUGAUCGGCUUUAGCGAUAAGUCGAGUCGCACGGCUGUGUGGAGUCUCCUCUCCCAGCAGCGCAUCUUAAAGCGCACUACAGAGUGGAUUGAGCCGAUAAAGCCUUCGACUGCAGGAACUGCGGAUAUUAAAGGAAAAGGCGCCAUAGAUACCUACUUCGCAUACGAUCCUACUUCUCGAGUCUCUUCCAACCUUUUGACGAAAUCACUCGAUGUCACAGAACCCAGAAGGAAAGUCAAAACCCGUGGAAUAUCUCAGCCCCCCGUAGCCAUUGCAGAAGCGGAAACUCUCACAAGACCCGAUACUGCUGGUCGUGAACCAACGCUUUUUGUUGAUGAGCGUGCGCUCAAGGUCUUCCAAACAAUCUUUUUCAAUCCUACUCUGACAUCCACACCGGGAGAAGUCCCAUGGAACGACCUUUUGCAUGCAAUGACUUCAGUUGGGUUCACGGCGAUGAAGCUCUACGGGUCGGCCUGGCAGUUUCAGCCGACCAGGCCGAAUUUCAAGAGGGGUAUACAAUUCCACGAGCCCCAUCCGCGGAGGAAACUCCCAUUCAGAGUUGCUCGCCUUUAUGGCCGCAUGCUAAACAGAGCCUAUGGUUGGGACGGAUAUAUGUUUGCCUUGGCAGGGAAGUGA
Messenger RNA from Penicillium verrucosum, 1821 nucleotides. RefSeq lists its product as uncharacterized. The record is from RefSeq and is a predicted model, not a curated record. The transcript is spliced from 3 exons. The coding region runs from base 1 to 1821 and encodes 606 amino acids. NCBI's taxonomy places the organism in Eukaryota, Fungi, Ascomycota, Eurotiomycetes, Eurotiales, Aspergillaceae.